Messenger RNA from Porites evermanni, 579 nucleotides. Lineage: Eukaryota; Metazoa; Cnidaria; Anthozoa; Scleractinia; Poritidae. The record is from the annotation of a GenBank genome assembly.
AUGUACGCUCUGAAGGAUUUGUUAAAUACCCGUGGUGAAGAGAGUGUAACAAGUGACCCAUGUGUUUGGGUUAGGAGGCCAAGAGCGAAUAGGCAAGCGUGUGAACUAAAAGAUCUUGUCAUUGAGAAAGGCAAAAAACCUUCCACCAAAAAGAGAAAACGCAAGCAAGUUUACUCUCAAAACAUUGAAACAGAUGUCCGUGCCCUUGAAGACACAAAUCCACCAGAUGAGGAGCAUCUAAGAAAGUUUACCAAACGAAUGUGCAACUUGAAAAAUACACCUGUUAUUUUGCCCCUGUUUAAAAAACUUUAUGGUACUCCAGAAGAAGACACGAUCACAGAAGAACCUGGUCAAUCUAACCAUAAUCGGCCACAGACUGGUAUAAUGAGUGCUAAGCUCCUGGAGAUUUUAAGUUCUGAUCCAAAACCUCUACAGAAGAAAUUGUCAAGUUAUUGUCUUUUAGUGACACUGAACGAAAGCACCAAGUAAUGGCAAUGUGAAGAGUGGUACCUUCAUAAGACAGGGUUCAUCACAACCUCAAAGUGCAAAAGAAUUUUCACUCGCCAGGAAACACUUUAG